GCGGGUCCGAGUCUUUGGGCAGAAGCAAAUCAUGCAGUAGUGUCGGUGACCUAAGAUUAAACAUCCAAGAAGAGGGGACACCAACUGAGAUGGAUGUGGAGGAUGCAUUCGACAAGGAAGGUGAAGAAGAGGCAAAGGUCGAAGAGGAGACGAGCAGAAAGGAAAACGACAAAGAUGGGGAGGAAGAGGAGAACCUGACUCGAAUAGAAGACGAAGAGGACGACGAAGACGAAGAGGCGGAAGAAGAGGAAGACGAGGAAGAACGGGAGGACAUGAAAGAGGUUGGAGAGCGGGAAUCGAAUGAAGAAAAUGCAGACAGAACACGAAAGCAGAACACCAAUGACAAAUGGGUAAACGAGUGGCAGUGACGAGCGUCGCAGUUGUUAUAGUCUUAUAAUCAUUCCCGUUGUUCGAGCUGCAACCUUUAAACGA
Molecule: messenger RNA, 432 nt
Organism: Chara braunii
Lineage: Eukaryota; Viridiplantae; Streptophyta; Charophyceae; Charales; Characeae
Source: the annotation of a GenBank genome assembly